AUGGCUCAGACUAAAUCCAGAGGAAGAAGAGCAGAAAAGAAGAAGCAGGAAGAACAACAACAUCAACAGCCAGUUGAAGAAGUAACCGAAAAGACUUCUGUUCCAAACACAUUUUUCGGUCUUGUUGAUUCCAAUGAAUUAGAUUAUUUCAAACAGGCCGAAUCCACCCUCAACAUAAACGCAUUCGACAGCGAUGAAGAACGUCUUGGGUUCAUCAGCUCCGUGUUCGAGGAAUCAAAGGGAAAAGAGUUGAAAUUGGUGACUAACCAAAUCUGUUCCAAGUUGAUGGAGCGUUUGAUCUUGUUUGCCGAUCCCGACCAGUUAAAGACCUUGUUCAGGGCAUUUUCUAAUCAUUUCGUGUCAUUGAGUUUCAACAAGUAUAGUUCGCACGUGUUGGAGACAUUGUUGGUCAGAUCAGCUGCCUUGAUCGAGAAGGAGUUGUCGUUGGAAGCAAAUGAGAUUCCUAUGGAGGACUUGUUCGUGUCCAUGCUAGGUGAGUUCAAGCCACAGUUGACCUCCAUGGUAAAUCAUCAGUAUGCAUCACAUGUGUUGAGAUUGUUGAUACUUAUACUUUCUGGAAAGGAAUUACCUAGUUCGACACUCUCCAAUUCGAUCUUAAGAUCUAAGAAGUCCAAGAUCGCCAGAAAGAUGAUCGAGAUUAAGGAUAAUGAGGAUUUCAACAGUGCAUACUCGACACCACCUUCAUUCAAGAACGAGUUGCGCGAGUAUUCCAGUAUUAUAGCUAAGGACGUGGAUAUGAAGCGGGCCAGGGAGUUGUGUAUUGAUAAAGUUGCUUCUCCCGUGUUGCAACUCUUGGUGCAAGUGGAAGGAUUGGUUGAUCGAGAAAGAACAUUCUGGCAUUUGAUUUUCUGUAAGGAUAAUGAAGACAAGAAUGGAACUGAAGAAGCAUUUGUCGAGUACUUGUUGAGUGACCCAGUUGGAUCCCACUUCUUGGAGGCCGUGAUUAAGAAUGAUGGUGCCAGACCAAAAUAUAUUGAACGAUUAUACAAGCUUUACAUGAAGGACCGUGUAUUGAAAUUGGCCAAUAGGUCAACUACUGGGGUAUAUAUCAUCCAAGCAUUGCUCUUCAAGUUGAAGCCUGUGGAAGUCGAGUUCAUUCUUGAUGAAAUCAUUCCAGAAUUCUCAAACUUGAUUAGUGUUUCCGAAACUCAUAACUUAGAUUUAGCUCAAAAGUUAAUCGACGCCAGUAUUUCUCGCGGGAAUUACCGUCGUGAUGAGAUUAUCUCACAAUUAUUCAAAAAGUUUGCGCCAAACUAUAACUUAGACAACCCAGUUGAAAGUUCCACCGAGUUCCUCGAGAAUGUUCUUCAGUUAACCGGCUCUACUUUGGGUAACACACGCGGGGACUGGCCCACUGCUGAGGAAAGAAAGAGAUCACUCUUUCUCGAAAAGCUUAUGGAGUACGAUUACAAAUUCGUCGUUUGUGUGUGGUUGAAUUUCAUGGCUUUACCCAUUGAAAAAUUCAUCCAAAUGUGUUUCCACGGUGUGUUUUCCCACGUUGUUGAACAAUCCUUGGUAGUUAUUCCUGCACUGGAAGGUGAGCCCAAGCCUACCCUCAUUCUCAGAAAGAGAUUGUUGAAUAUCUUCCAAGGAAAAAUCGUCGAGUUGAGUUGUAAUUCAUAUGGUUCCCAUAUUGUCGAUACUUUAUGGAAGUUCACGAUUUUGUUGCCAAUGUACAAGGAUAGAAUCGCCAGUGAGUUACUCAGCGAAUCAAAGAAAGUCAAGGAGAGCACAUACGGACGAUUAGUAUGGAAGAAUUGGUCCAUGGAAUUAUUCACGAGAAAGAAGUACGACUGGAAGUCCCUCGUUAAACAACAAGAAACUGAAUACUUUGGCGAAACCGAAGAAAGAACCAAGAAACCAAUCGAAUUGAAGUUGGAGAAGUUGGCUGAAGAAAAGAAGAGAAAGGAAGAGGAAGCAGAACGCGCCGAAAGUGGAUACGCUAAACGUAAGUUGGAACAAGAACUUGGUUCUACUCAUGAAAAGAAACAGAAGCUUAGAGGAAGAAGACGUUGA
Spathaspora passalidarum NRRL Y-27907 is the source of this 2037-nucleotide messenger RNA. RefSeq names its product RNA-binding RNA processing protein. The record is from RefSeq and is a predicted model, not a curated record. Gene Ontology annotation, biological process: endonucleolytic cleavage in ITS1 to separate SSU-rRNA from 5.8S rRNA and LSU-rRNA from tricistronic rRNA transcript (SSU-rRNA, 5.8S rRNA, LSU-rRNA); endonucleolytic cleavage to generate mature 5'-end of SSU-rRNA from (SSU-rRNA, 5.8S rRNA, LSU-rRNA); ribosomal small subunit export from nucleus. Gene Ontology annotation, cellular component: preribosome, small subunit precursor; 90S preribosome; nucleolus. Gene Ontology annotation, molecular function: RNA binding. The coding region runs from base 1 to 2037 and encodes 678 amino acids. The transcript has a single exon. NCBI's taxonomy places the organism in Eukaryota, Fungi, Ascomycota, Pichiomycetes, Serinales, Debaryomycetaceae.